Linum trigynum is the source of this 2080-nucleotide messenger RNA. The record is from the annotation of a GenBank genome assembly. Lineage: Eukaryota; Viridiplantae; Streptophyta; Magnoliopsida; Malpighiales; Linaceae.
CAUAAUAUCCCACUGCAAAACCAUCUCUUUCCCCUGCUUAAUCACCCGCGAAAAAAACAGAGUGCCAAAAUCCACUGUUUUUCCAAUCACAAUUCCCCUCUUCGUUCAAUUAGACAUGGCUCGUGCUUUUGGUAUUGUGUUGAUCCUAUUUGUUGUCAUCUCCUCUUCGUUUGUUUCCAACACGGAGGCGAGGAAGCUGCUAGUGUCGAGCGGUGGCGGCGGCGGUGGAGCAAUUAGCGUGAAGGGCACUUCUCCGAGCAAGAAGGAUCAGUCGACGACGACGUUUGAUAAUGUGGAGAAUUUCCAGAGGCAUCUUGCUCGUAUGGAUCGGAUCCUGGGCUCUGUUCCCAGCCCCGGCGUCGGACAUUAAUUAAUUAGUUACCUCCCCUUUUACUCUGUUUUGGUUUUGCUUUUUAUACCUUAGGAAAAACAGAGUACUUGAACAUUGACGAUUUUUGUUUGAUUCGUAGGCAGGAAACUGUAUAGACACACUGAAACUUCUUCUUCUUUUCUGGGUUUUCUUUGUUUUCGCUCUUUUAUGAUCAAUUUCUACUGGUACUGUUGUAAUUAGAAUUCUGGGGAUUGUAUCUGUUAUCAUCAACCCCCUUUAUACGAAAGAGAAAUAUAUCAGUAUACAUCACAGAAUCUUUGUUAUUGGAAAGGAAGAAAGUAGUGAUCCAUGCCCGCAAUGCAUUUUCACCCAAUUGGAGGCCUCAUGUGAAAUCCACAGAGGCCGGCAGGAUUCGAGCUUUGCCUUUUACGAAUUACCCUUUAGUUUAUGAUCACAGUCACAGAUGAAGAAAAGGCAGAGUUCGGUUACACAUCACCAUCUAAUAAUAUCGCUUUCUUCUACCUGCUCCAUUCUAAGGUAGUUGAUUCUCAGUUUGAUUUAUGUGUCUCGAUAAUUGAAGGGCACUGAUUGUUCCUAAAAAAAUGCCAUCUUUUCUGCCACCAGUUCAUACUUUUCUAGGCUUCUGUUUCAGAGGAGUCUCUGGCAAUGUGAAUUGUGAUGUACUCGACAGAGUGGAGCUAUCAGGCUGAUGAUACAAUGGAUUGAUUGGUCUUUGUUAAAAUAUGUUGAUUGUGAUUAACUCACUCAGGCCAACAACUUGUCCACCAUCAGUCUUGACUCUGCCGUAUAUGGCAUCCAUAAUAAUUCAGGGCACAUAAUUUAGUUGGACGAGAUUAGUAAUUAAUUGUCAACUAGUUGUUUCCCUUGGAAAAGGUUCAAUGAUGAAUAUAAUCUCACACUAACACACAUCAUCAAUGAAAGCAAGUCUUUUUCGUUUGUACAAGUCUUGAAUAUGAGAAUGUUAAAAAUCAAUUGGUUUCAACAACUCAAAUAUGAGAGACAUUCGAUAAUAAAUCUAAUAUCACACACUAAUAACAUGCCCCUACAUUUAUCUUACAUGAAUGGCUCCAAAAAUAUAUGAAACCAAUUAACCAAGGUUUGGAGAACUCUUCCCUUUCAAUCUAACCAUGAGUUGAGAGUCAGAGUUAUCUUGUUGGUAAGAUUUGAAACUUCAAGUUGGACAGAGCGCAUAUCAAUGGAAUACCGGCAGUCGAAUAGAAGAUCUUUCCGUCAUAAAAGAUUUUGAUAUCAUAUUAUAAAUCAACCGUUCCUAAUAAUUUUGAAUGGUUUUGAAGAUAUCCUGUUACUCAAACUUGACUCAGAACUUCUAUCACUUGGUGCACGUGGGCUUCAUCCAUGUUAUUAUAUCUCUGCGUGUUUCCAUGCAAAUUAGUAGAGAAGGAAGACCAAGAAGGGCUAGCAAAGAUUUCAUUAAGAAAAUGGGUAGUGGGAGACCAAAGGGGAUGCAUUGUCCGGUGCAGAAGGGGCUCCACAAAACCGCCCUCUCGUUCAACAACAAUUACCUUCAAACAACAAAGGAUAAGUGUGUGGGGACUCCUUGUUUGUUGGUGGUUAAGGGCUGCAAAUAAGCCGAGUCGAGUUUUACCUCAGUUUGAGUUUGGCUUGUUAACGUUAAUAAAUGAGUCGAGGUCGAGCUCAGCUUGUUUAUUAAUGAGCCGAGUCGAGUCAAGCUCGAGCUAGUUUGUUUAUUAAAAUCUUAAAAAAAAU